Messenger RNA from Tricharina praecox, 1711 nucleotides. Its product is annotated as kinase-like domain-containing protein. The record is from RefSeq and is a predicted model, not a curated record. Bases 249 to 1397 code for a protein of 382 amino acids. Gene Ontology annotation, molecular function: protein kinase activity; ATP binding. The transcript has 5 exons. Gene Ontology annotation, cellular component: chromosome passenger complex; spindle microtubule; spindle pole centrosome. Gene Ontology annotation, biological process: mitotic spindle organization; regulation of cytokinesis; protein phosphorylation. NCBI's taxonomy places the organism in Eukaryota, Fungi, Ascomycota, Pezizomycetes, Pezizales, Pyronemataceae.
CACCCCAUCCAGUCUGGUCUUUCUCCUCUCCAAACAAACACUUCCUCCGUCGCCGUCCGAUCGCCAGCCACCGCAACCGCACCCGCAACCGCAACUUGCCUCCCCUCCACCCCUCCCCCCCUCCCCGCCCCCCGCUAUACCCGGUGUUGCCCUCGUCACCGCCAACACUACUCCCCGCGUGUCGUGUCUUCGAUCACAUACCCUCGUUGGCUCUCGAUACCCAAAAUAUACACACCCAUACCCGCCCAAUGUCAGUCCGACAGUUGGAAGCCCGCCUGGCGGGCACGCACCUAAACGAAGAGAACGCGGUCGUUUUGCACAAGUCUACGAAGAACACCGUUUCGGCGGCGCCCCAACAACAGCAGAGCCACCGGCACCCACUGCUGAAGCUCGCAGUGCACAACCAGAACCAGAGCGUGCCUACAUGGCGAUCCGAGAUGCCGCCGCCCGCGUCGCCCGCGUCGCUGCGCAAGGGCGACGCCGCGGACCUCCGCGAUCCGCGGAACUCCCACAGCAGCGUCGUAUCGAUCCCCGCGGCGGUGCAGCCGACCCGCGAGUUCCACCUGGGGAUGUUCGAGAUCGGGCGGCCGCUGGGGAAGGGGAAGUUCGGGCGCGUGUAUCUAGCCAAGGAGCGCAAGAACGGCUUCGUGUGCGCCCUCAAAGUGCUCCAUAAAAAUGAGCUCCAGAAAAAUCAGGUCGAGAAGCAGCUGCGGCGUGAAAUAGAGAUUCAGUCGAACCUUCGCCACCCUAAUAUCCUCCAGCUGUAUGGUCACUUCCAUGACUCGAAGCGCGUCUUCCUCAUACUGGAGUUUGCCGGCCAGGGGGAGCUCUAUAAGAUGCUGCAGAAGGCGAGGCGCUUUUCGGAGCCGAGGGCUGCUGAAUAUGUAGCUCAAAUGACGGCCGCUCUCAUUUACCUGCACAAGAAGCACGUCAUCCAUCGUGACAUCAAGCCGGAGAAUAUCCUAGUCGGCAUCCACGGCGAGAUCAAGCUUUCAGAUUUCGGCUGGAGUGUUCACGCACCCAACUCCCGGCGCACAACGAUGUGUGGAACACUGGACUAUCUGCCACCGGAGAUGUUGAACGGCAGCUCGCACCACAACGAGAAGGUAGAUCUGUGGUCUCUCGGCGUGUUGAUGUACGAGUUCCUUGUGGGCUCGGCACCAUUCGAAGAUACCCCGCUGGAGACGCAAAAGAGAAUCGUGCGCGGUGAUAUGAAGGUGCCAGACUUUAUCAGUCCCGAGGCGGCGGAUCUUAUCCGGAAGCUCUUGGUUGUUCGACCCGAUCAGCGGAUUCCACUGCAGGAUAUCUUCAAGCACCCAUGGAUCGUCAAGCAUGUCACUGGGAAAACGAAGCGCGAACGCUCGGGGGCCGAGCGCAGUUCCCGAGAGCGAGAAUAGUUGUGGGAGAUUGAGCUCAGCAUGGCUUGGCUGGAGUUAACGGUUUCGCGCGGCGGGCAGCACUCCUGCGAUCUGACAUUUGUAGUAUGCAGAGACGGAGUUGUACGGCCAUUUGUGUUUUUCUGUUCUAUUCAUCGUCGCUGUUGGGUUAUUGUGGUUAUUGUGUGGCUUGGCUUUUUUGGUGUUUGUUUUGUUUUGUUUUUCUAUGCUUCGAGUUCCAAAAACCAUUGUGUUGUGUUGUGUCCUGAUUAGCAAGCGAGAGAUUGUGUGUCUAUAUGUAGAACGCAGGACGAUCCGCAGUACACAGAGUUCAG